AUGGUUAGCCUUUUGAUAGACUUGAUCCCCAGUCCUACUGAACUGUCCCCGCGACCGUCGUCUGCCUUUGAAGACUUCUACGCAAUCGACACUUACUCGCGCCCUGCCAGCGAGGUUUUCGCAUCACGUCCGGGCUCCCCCAGAUACAUCAUGGCUGCUCACCAGCCUCCCACGCUGACCGAGAUUCUUCUCGACGUCUCUCCUCCUCCCUAUACCCUCACUGCCUUCAUGGCCUACCUCUCUCAGAACCACUGCAUGGAAACUCUUGAAUUCACCCUUGAUGCCCAGCGCUACGCCAACUUUUACCAAGAAUUCGCUUCCGAGGCAGAGUCGGCCACCGACGCCAACGUCCGUCUCUCUGCUCUUUGGCAAAAGCUUAUGCAGGUGUACAUUGUCCCCUGCGCUCCUCGCGAGGUCAAUAUUCCUUCGCGCGUCCGCGAUCGCCUACUAAUGACCCAUUACAACCCCAUCCCUCCUCAUCCUUCUGUUCUCGACGAGGCCGGUCGCAUCAUUUACGAGCUCAUGAACGACUCGCUCCUCGUCCCCUUUCUCGAAUCCGUUGCCCCCCUUCACCUUGAGGGCGAGGAGCAGAGCCUCGAGUUUGACGGCCUCACCGACGACAGCGAGGGCAACUCGCCAUCCACCAACGAGCCCAUGACCCCUCCUACAACUCCGCCUACCACCUCGGACUGGUCGUUCAAUUCGUCUCCCGGCGGCCUGCAACGUGCCGUUGCUGCCCACAACAAGGGCUGGAAAAGGGUAGGCGAAAAGUUGGGGUUUACUCGCAAGGCUUCCAGUCGGCGGCCCAACGCUACCUCUUCCUCCUCAAGCGGAUUUGGUAGCCGUCGCGGCAGCGGUACCAGUACAACCUUAUGA
Molecule: messenger RNA, 876 nt
Organism: Akanthomyces muscarius
Lineage: Eukaryota; Fungi; Ascomycota; Sordariomycetes; Hypocreales; Cordycipitaceae
Exons: 2
Coding region: 1-876 (291 amino acids)
Source: RefSeq, a predicted model, not a curated record